AUGUCUGAUACAUUAUUCGAGGCAAGAGAGGAUAUUGAUGGUGUGAGGUGUACAUGGAACACCUUACCGAGAUCUAAACUACAACAUGAACGUAAUAUCAUUCCAAUGGCUACCAUGUAUACUCCAUUGAAUAAUAAGAACGAAGAAGAAAUACCCAGAUCAGAUCAAAUGAUUUUAUGUAGACAAUGUCAAUCAUUCAUAAAUCCAUAUGUGGUCAAAACUCACGAUAUUUGGAUGUGUUCAUACUGUGGAUUUUCUAAUCGUUUAGAACUCGAUCCACUGGGGAAUUUACCUAUUGGUGCACAAUAUUCAACAGUCGAAUAUUCAACUGGAAAAUUCAGUAACUUACCACCAAUUUUCCUUUAUGUCAUCGAUACUUGUUUUGAAGUAGAAGAUUUAGAAGACGCAUAUGCAUCGUUGAAAGAAUCAUUAGUUGUUUCUUUGAGUUUAUUACCGGAAAAUGCAUUAGUUGGUGUAAUAUCAUAUGGAAAAAAUGUCCAAAUCCAUAAUUUGACGUCAACUUCAUCGAUCAAUCAUACUUUUAACGGUGCAAAAGAGUACAACUUAGAUCAAUUCAAGAAGGCACUUGGACUUUUAGAUGGUACAGUAAGAAAUCAAGGUAAAUCAGGUGAUAUAACUGACAUUUUUGGGAAACUUGGUAAACAAUUCUUACAACCUGUAAGUAUUGUGGAAUAUGAAGUCACUAAUAUCUUUGAAACUUUAGUCACCAAUACAUUCCCCAGAUUGAAUAGAAAGGAAAGACCUUAUAGAGCUACUGGUUGUGCUAUAAACAUCGCAUCAUUAUUCUUAACCUCAUUACUUGGAAACUUUGGGGCUACUGGAGGGCAUAUUCUUACUUUUGUUGGAGGUGCAUGUACCUAUGGACCAGGAAAAAUUGUCGGUAAUCAAUUAAGAGAACCAUUAAGAUCACACCAUGAUAUUGAAACUUCAAGGCAAUCGACGUUUGCUAAGAAUAUGAAAUUACCACAAUCAACUAACUUUACCGUAGAUUAUUCAUUAGUUUUGAAAGCCAAGACAUUUUACAAGUCUAUCACACAAUACUUAUUAAAAUUAGGUAUCAGUUGUAGUUAUUUCAUUGGAAGUUAUGAUCAAGUUGGGUUAUAUGAAAUGGAUGAAGUUUGUAGGAAGUCUGGAGGAAUAAUCAUCAUGAGUGAUUCUUUCAAUACAUCGAUUUUCAAGCAAAGUUUCAUGAAAUUCUUCCAAAAAAACCCUCAAACUGGAUAUCUUGAUUUCGCUUUGAAUGCCACAUUAGAAGUUAAAGUCCAGAGUGAUUUGAAAGUUCAAGGUUUAAUAGGAAAUGCUAUUGGCUUACCAGUUAAUCAAAAAAAUACUAAUUUGGUUUCUCAAAAACCUCCCAAAGGUGAAGGUAAAACCAAUAGUUGGAAAUUAUGUCAUAUAAACCCCCAAUCAACAUUUGCAAUUUAUUUCGAAAAGAUGGAUAGUUCAAUAUCUACCACUACCACAUUAAUUCAAUACAUAACUCAUUAUCAACAUGCAUCAGGAGAAUUCAUUUUAAGAGUUUCCACUGUACCAAUAAAUAUAGUUCCUGAUAACGAAAUUGCUAGAUUAGAAAUGGAAUUUGAUCAGGAAGCUGCUGUAGUAAGUAUUGCCAGAGAUGCCAUAUACAGAUUAGAAAAUGAAAAUAUCAAUCAUGUUGAAAUUGUGAAAGAAAUUGACAAAAACACUAUUGAUUUCUGUAAGAGAUUUGCUCAAUAUACCAAGGGAGUUGUUUCAUCUUUUAUGUUAUCAAGCAAAUUUGCAUUUUUACCUCAUUUUGUUUUCCAUUUGAGAAGAUCUCCAUUUAUUAACGUGUUUAACAAUUCCCCUGAUGAAAGUAGUUUCAUCAGGCAUGUGUUGAUGCAUGAAGAUUCUAAUAAUUCAUUAGUAAUGAUUCAACCAACAUUAUUAUCAUAUGAUAUUGAUAAGUUCGGUGCACAAGAUGAAGAAGGUAAUACCAAUAAUGAACCCGAACCAGUAUUAUUGGAUUCUGUAUCAUUAACCAAGAAUGGGAUCUUAUUGUUAGAUACUUUUUUUCAAAUUUUAAUCUACCAUGGUGAACAAGUUGCUAGUUGGAGAAAAGCUGGAUAUCAUGAAAUGGAAGGAUAUGAACAUUUCAAAGAAUUCUUGGAAGCCCCUAAAAAGGAAGCACUUUCAAUUCUAAUGGAUAGAUUCCCCUUACCCAGAUUUAUUGACUGUGAUGAAGGUGGGUCUCAAGCAAGAUUCCUUAUGGCUAAAUUAAAUCCAAGUUCAAGUUAUUCAACUAAUCCUAAUAUUUUCUACGGUAAUCAACUCGAUGUUUUAACUGAUGAUUUAUCGAUGCAACUGUUCAUGGACCACAUUCAACGGGUGGUCACUGCUAAAUAG
Molecule: messenger RNA, 2385 nt
Organism: Yamadazyma jaroonii
Lineage: Eukaryota; Fungi; Ascomycota; Pichiomycetes; Serinales; Debaryomycetaceae
Source: the annotation of a GenBank genome assembly